AUGACUGUCGAAAAUGACAGCCCAAAAGGUGACGUCGAGACCGUAAUUGAGGUCUACGAACUUCAUGCAUCUGCCUCGAGUGGGCGUGCGAGACGAGACCACGAUCAAUUAGCUCGGUUAGGCAAAAAAUCUGUUCUCAAGCGUCACUUUAGUUUCAUGUCCAUCCUAGGCUUCAGCUGCACCGUCCUCAUCACCUGGGAAGUCACCCUCAUCGUCUACCCCCAGAGCCUUCUCAACGGCGGCCCAGCCGGCGUCGUGUACAGUUUCCUAGUCGUCUGGCUAGGCAACGCCUGCCUCUUCUCUACCCUCUCGGAGCUCGCAUCCCUCGCCCCUACAUCAGGAGGCCAAUACCACUGGGUAUCGAUGCUGGCUCCCCGGUCCUGCGCCAAGUUCCUCAGCUACGUGACCGGUUGGCUGGCGUUGACGGGAUGGCAGGGCAUAACAUCUUCUGUUGGAUACCUCAUGGGGACGACGAUCCAAGGGUUAAUCGCUCUGACAGUCCCGUCGUACAGUCCGCAGCCAUGGCAGGGAACUUUGCUGCUUUGCGCCUCCGUCUUGCUCUGCGUUCUCGUCAACGGAGGAGGAAGCUCGAUACUUCCCAAGAUUGAGGGGAUGAUUCUGGUUCUUCACAUUCUGGGCUUCUGUGCCUUUCUUAUUACCUUGCUUACUCUUGCGAACCACAAUGACGUUUCGCCUAUUUUUACUACUUUUUACAAUGGAGGUGGCUGGCCGAGUCAGGGACUGUCGUUUAUGGUUGGUUUGAUGGGUAAUGUCUAUGCAAUCGUCGGUGUCGACUCAUCUUUCCACAUGUCAGAAGAGGUCAAAAACCCUUCAAUAACAGUACCACGCUCAGUCAUGACCAGCAUAGCUAUAAAUGGCGUGGCAGGUUUCGCAAUGGUGAUUGCCAUACUCUUGGCCAUUGAUAUCAACAACAUAGAAGCCGCGAUAACGUCUCGCACUGGCUUCCCGUUCAUGGACCUGCUCCUCAAGGUGACGGGAUCUAUGUCUGGGACCGCUCUUCUAAUAACCAUCAUAAUUAUAAUGUGCGCUUUCUGCUCUAUCGGCGUCUUUGCCUCGUCAUCUCGGGUCAUGUGGUCCUUUGCCCGAGAUCGUGGUCUGCCGUUCUGGCGCCAUUUAUCAAAGGUCGAUCCUCGCACCUCCGUUCCAUUGUGGGCCAUUGCCGUCACAACCGUCAUCUCAUGCCUCCUCGCCCUCAUCAACAUCGGAUCUACCAUUGCUUUCAACGUUGUCGUCUGCCUCUCCGUCUCAGGCGUCUAUUCCUCCUACCUCAUCGUCACCGUUUUACUCCUCUAUCGCCGUUGCACAGGCGCCCUCGAAAUAUCUAAUCCCCAUGUCUCGGAUUCGUCUGGCAAGGAGCUUGUUUGGGGCCCAUGGCAUAUCCCCGGCGUCUAUGGCAUCAUCAACAACGUUUUCGCAAUUGCUUAUUUAAUAAUCAUCUUGAUUGUUAGCUGCUUCCCUCCGGUGAUUCCGGUCCAGGCAUCAACUAUGAACUACAGCAGUAUAAUAACAGGGAGCGUCACCAUUUUCAGUGUCGUGUACUACUUGGGGUGGGCGCGGAAAGUGUACCAGGGACCUAUUGUUGAGAUUUGA
This is a messenger RNA of Pochonia chlamydosporia 170, 1611 nucleotides long. RefSeq names its product GABA permease. The record is from RefSeq and is a predicted model, not a curated record. Gene Ontology annotation, biological process: transmembrane transport. Gene Ontology annotation, molecular function: transmembrane transporter activity. Bases 1 to 1611 code for a protein of 536 amino acids. NCBI's taxonomy places the organism in Eukaryota, Fungi, Ascomycota, Sordariomycetes, Hypocreales, Clavicipitaceae. Gene Ontology annotation, cellular component: membrane. The transcript has 5 exons.